UCAAUAUGGCCAAAUGUGAACACUGGUGGAGUUUGGGGAAAAUAGACCUUGACAUUUGGGAGUUUUAGUUGCUGGGAUUUAUAGUUAACCUACAAUCAAAGAGCAUUUUGAACCCCACCAAUGAUAGUAUUGGGCCAAACUUCCCACACAGAACCCCCAUGACCAACAAAAAAUACUGUGUUUUCUGAUGGCCUUUGGCAACCCCUCUCGCACCUCCUCGCAACACGCAGGUUGAGAAACGCUGUCUUAAGCCAUCUUAUGAGGCUCCCAGCAUUUGCCAACUAGUGUAGUCAAGAACUCAAGGUGCGUGAUGAAGCCCAUUUCCUUGUUUCUGUUUCCUUGAUGGAUUAUAGAGUUUCCACAUUCUCUCAAAUAAUUCAGAUUCUACAUUCAUAUUCAGGGUGACAGACUGUAAGAGAACAGGCUGGACUAGAUUUCAAAAGGAGAUGACAGAUUGAUGUUUCAGAAAUAGAUGUACAUUAGGUGAUGUGAUGUCAACCUGGUGAUGAGAUUUAGAGUAAGUAGAGAGAACAAGGCAAUAGAUACAGAGAGAAAAUAAAUCCUGCUAAGUUUUGCCCCGAUAUAUCUUCCCUUUAUCAUUCAUAGUAUCUAAAGGAGGGAUACAACCUGGAAGUUGGGGAGAGAAAGUGACAGGGAGAAGGGUUGGUCUAAAUCUUGUGUCUGCCAAUUGGCUUAGGCAAGUCUUUAUCAGCCUGACUAGCCUAAAGCAUAUAAACAAUGAUAGCCCUGUGAGAUAGGUCAGGCUGAGCUUCAUUACUGAACAUGAACUAGAACCUGGAUUUCCAAAUCUCAGUCCAACAUUUUUAUCCCCUAAAGCACAGCCAACACCUUUUCUGGUUGGCAUCUUGGAUCCUUCGUAUUUAAUCUUCACCAGGAGGGAGAAAGAAUAGAAAUCUUCAGAUUACAAUCCCAAAGGUCUGGAUUUACUAAUGUUGUUGCAAGACUUUAUUUUUCUACCAUGAAGACAUUAGCAAAAUCUCACAUUUUCAAGUUCUGCUGGAUACUUCGAGGGCCACAUCAGCCCUUUCACGGACAUCCCAGUUUUCUUAGCUCUCCCAUUUUUGCACAAUACGAAGCCGUAAGACAAGGAAAGCAGCCGAUCCCUGAAUAUUUUAACUUUGCAAAUGAUGUACUGGAUAAAUGGUCACAACUUGAAAAGGAUGGGAAGAGACCUUCCAACCCAGCACUAUGGUGGAUCAAUGGAAGAGGAGGUGAAGUGAGGUGGAGCUUUGAGGAGCUGGGAGUUUUAUCCAGGAAAUUGGCCAAUGUACUCUCGGACCGAUGUGGCCUCCAGAAGAGAGACAGGGUUUUGGCCAUUCUGCCCCGGAUUCCUGAAUGGUGGUUGGUGACGGUGGCUUGCAUAAGGACAGGAAUCACAGUUAUGCCUGGUACGACCCAAUUAACAGCAAAAGACAUCAAAUACAGACUCCAGAUGUCCAAGGCCAAAUGUAUAAUCACCACGGAUGCAUUGGCACCUGUGGUGGACUCCGUCACAGCUGAGAAUCAUGACCUGAAAACCAAACUGAUGGUCACAUCUGAUGGCAAAAGAGAAGGUUGGCUGAGCUUCAAUGAACUGCUCAAAGAGGCACCUGCUGAGUUCACUCCUGUACAAACAAAGGUUCAAGAUCCAAUGGUAAUUUACUUCACCAGUGGGACUACAGGUUCUCCUAAGAUGACGGAACUUUCUCAGGGGAGUAUGGGGUUGAGACCCAUCAUCAACCCAAGAUACUGGCUGGACUUUUCGCCUUUGGACAUCAUGUGGUGCACGGCAGAUACAGGCUGGGUGUUGAGCUGUCUGGGCGCUCUAUUUGAUCCGUGGGUUUUGGGAUCCUGUGUCUUUGUACAUAAUCUGCCAAAAAUAGAAUCAACAACUAUUCUAAAUACUCUCUCGCGAUUUCCCAUCACCGCCAUGCUGGGUGCUCCCACCUUGUUCCGUAUGUUGGUGCAGAAUGAUCUGAGCAGCUAUAAAUUCAUGAGCCUGAAGCAGUGCAUAAGUGCAGGGGAAGCACUAAACCCUGAAGUCAUGGAGCAAUGGAAAAGCAAGACAGGACUAGACAUCCAUGAAGCCUAUGGGCAGACCGAAACAGGUAUGAUCUGUGGAGUUCGCAAAGGGAUGAAGAUUAAGCCAGGUUCAAUGGGAAAGGCAUGUGCACCAUAUGAUGUUCAGAUUGUAGAUGAAGAAGCCAAUAUUCUGCCUCCUGGAAAAGAAGGAGAAAUAGCUAUUAAAGUGCAACCAGAAAGGCCGCUGGGACUCUUCUCUCGCUAUAUAGACAACCCUGAUAAAACAGCUGCAACAAUACGCGGAAGUUUUCAUAUUACAGGGGACAGAGGAGUGAUGGAUAAAGAAGGGUACUUUUGGUUUGUUGGAAGAAAUGAUGACAUCAUAAAUUCUUCAGGGUAUCGUAUUGGGCCAUUUGAAGUAGAAAGCGCGCUUCUAGAGCAUCCUGCAGUAGCAGAAGCGGCUGCGAUCAGCAGCCCGGACCCACUCCGAGGAGAAGUGGUGAAAGCCUUUGUGGUGUUGUCUCCUGGCUUUGUGUCUGGAGAUAAGGACAAAUUAACCCUCGAACUGCAGGAACAUGUCAAGAAAGUGACAGCGCCGUACAAAUAUCCAAGAAAGAUGGAGUUCGUCCAACAGCUGCCAAAGACAAUCUCAGGAAAAAUCAAACGGAUUGAACUGAGGAACAAGGAAUGGGGACGAGUUUAAUGUCUACAGCAGAUGGUUGGAAUGGCCGCCAGCUUUCCAAAUUCGAUGGACAUUUAUUUGAGGCCUACUGGUACUAGGAUGGCCUCUUUUAUGGUUGAACUUGGACCAUCAGAAACAUGAGCACAACUGUCAAAACCACUAUGGCAGUGUUUCUCAACCUGGGGGUUGACACUCCUUGGGGGAUCACGAGGGGAUGUCAAAAGUGUUGCCAAAGACCAUCAGAAAACGCAGUAUUUUCUGUUGGUCGUGGGGGUUCUGUGUGAGAAGUUUGGCCCAAUUCUAUCGUUGGUGGGAUUCAGAAUGCUCUUUGAUUGUAGGUGAACUACAAACCCCAGCAACUACAAUUCCCAAAUAUCAAGUCUAUUUUCCUCAAACUCCAUCAGUGUUUACAUUUGUGCAUAUUGAGUAUUCGUGCCAAAUUUGGUUC
Molecule: messenger RNA, 3152 nt
Organism: Anolis sagrei ordinatus
Lineage: Eukaryota; Metazoa; Chordata; Lepidosauria; Squamata; Anolidae
Source: RefSeq, a predicted model, not a curated record